This is a messenger RNA of Menidia menidia (Atlantic silverside), 1373 nucleotides long. The record is from the annotation of a GenBank genome assembly. NCBI's taxonomy places the organism in Eukaryota, Metazoa, Chordata, Actinopteri, Atheriniformes, Atherinopsidae.
CCAUCGACAUGCAGGACGUGACGGCGGAGGUGUCCUCGCCCUCCGGCGCCGUUCGGCCCGCCGAGCUGGUCGCCGCCGGCAACGACGCCUACUGCGUGCGGUUCGUUCCCACGGAGACGGGCACGCACAGCGUCAGCGUGCGCUACAGGGGCGUGCACGUGCCGGGCAGCCCCUUCCAGUUCACCGUGGGGCCCCUGGGGGAGGGCGGCGCCGCCAAAGUGAGGGCCGGCGGCCCGGGGCUGGAGGGAGCCCUCGCCGGAGAGCCAGCUGAGUUCAGCAUCUGGACGCGGGAGGCGGGGGCGGGCGGCCUGUCCAUCGCGGUGGAGGGACCGAGCCGCGCAGAGAUCGCCUUCGACGACCGCAAGGACGGCUCCUGCGGACACAUCCCCGACAGCCCCUACCUGGUUCCCGUGGUUGCCCCCGCCGACGACGCCCGCCGCCUCACUGUUGCCGGCCUUCAGGAGUCCGGCCUUAAGGCGAACCACCCGGCGUCCUUUGCGGUGCGUCUAAACGGAGCUCAGGGCAAGAUGGAGGCCCAGGUGCGCAGCCCUUCUGGAGCUCUGGAGAAGUGCGUCGUCUCGGAGAUUGAAAGAGACAAGUACGCCAUCCGCUUCAUCCCCCGGGAGAACGGCGUCCACACCAUCGACGUGAAAUUCAACGGCGCCCACAUCCCCGGAAGUCCUUUCCAGGUCCGCGUGGGAGAGGCGGGGCAGAGCGGGGAGCCGUCUCUGGUUUCAGCCUACGGAGCCGGACUGGAGAGGGGCUCCACCGGCGCCCAGUCGGAGUUCAUCAUCAACAACACCAAAGCGGGCCCGGGGGCUUUGGCCGUGACCAUCGAGGGCCCCUCGAAGGUGAAGAUGGACUGCCAGGAGGUCCCCGAGGGCUACAGGGUGCACUACACCCCCAUGGCGCCCGGCAGCUACCUGAUCAGCAUCAAAUACGGGGGGCCCAGCCACAUCACCGGCAGCCCCUUCAAGGCCAGAGUCACAGGUUCCCGGCUGGUCAGCGUGACCAACGCCAGCGAGACGUCCACCCUGACGCUGGACCCGGCGGUUAAGGCUCUGGGCGGCGCCCCCCCGCCCAGAGCCGAGUCCUCAGACGCCAGCAUGGUGACCUGCCGCGGGCCGGGCCUCAGCAGGGCCUACGUGGGACAGAGGGGGAGCUUCUCAGUGGACUGCAGCAAAGCGGGUAAAAACAUGCUGAUGGUGAGCGUGCACGGCCCCCACAUCCCCUGUGAGGAGGUCCUGGUCAAACACAUGGGCAGCCUGCAGUACAACGUCAGCUACCUGCUGAAGGAGCGGGGCGACUACAUCCUGGUGGUCAAGUGGGGCGAUGACCACAUCCCGGGGUCCCCGUUCAACAUCACCGUCCCC